Molecule: messenger RNA, 2170 nt
Organism: Maylandia zebra (zebra mbuna)
Lineage: Eukaryota; Metazoa; Chordata; Actinopteri; Cichliformes; Cichlidae
Product: sushi domain-containing protein 6
Biological process (GO): DNA damage response
Source: RefSeq, a predicted model, not a curated record
GCAGCAACCAAUGGGAGGCCUAUGUGUCGCUGUCAAACACAGCUGAUCGAUGAGUGAGGGGAGAACAGCCCAAAAGGUCCCACUUGUUGCUGUGCAGGAGCAGCGAUCGUCAGCUGGUCGCGGAGGUCUGAUCGACCCUCGGUUCGCGCCCUGAAACCGGUGAGGAAGCACACCAGGAGUCCUCGACAGCCCUGCAGCCGCUCCGGUGCACGAUCACCCCGCCGUGCCUCGCUCUCAGCCCUCAGGAAGUCCGGUUUGAUGUCGGCCUCAGUCCUCUCUCCAUGGCCGUGUGGACCCGUCAGUCUGGUCUGUGGACUCUUCCUGCUGGCCUCCUCACCACUCCUCAUUGCAGGCAAAAUGAACUGCACUCACCCUCUGGUGCCAGAAUAUGGAGGUUUUCGCUGCGAUCCCUCCCCGUGCCAAGGCUUCCCUCACAAGACCACCAUCCGCCUCUUCUGUGAAUCAGGAUACCAGAUGAGGACCCCACUGUCCAGGUGCCGCAACGGGAAGUGGGGUCCUCCCAUAUCUGCCUGCAUCCCCAUGAAAGGCAAUCCUAUCCCAAAACCCGACGACUCAAUGCCCAGCAUGGCCACGACUGCAGUGGGUGUGUCCAUCUUCCUGCUCACCACCACCGCCUGCCUGGUCCUCAAGUCCCGGCUCUACCCCUGUCAAUCACAAAGCCGUCGCUCCUCAGACCAGCUGGACCUGAUGGUGGACGGGCUUCCAGUUUCCCUUCCCUCCUAUGAGGAGGCGGUGUACGGCAGCUGGGGGCAGCGCAUCCCUGCCUGCUCAGCUCCCGGGCCCACGCAGCUCCUCCUGGCUCAGGAGGCCCCGGGCUGUCAGCAGUCUUCCCCGAGCAGCCAGUCAGACGGCAGCCACUGCCCGCUCCUAUCGGGCCAAAGCCCUGACAACCCUCCACCGCCUUACGAAGAGGUCCAGUCGCCACAUGCCAGAGACAGGAUCAAUGACGGGGACGUCCUGCAGCUCCGCGUUGCACUUUCAGACGAUAAGGACACAUGAUGACGGACGGAGAGACUCAGAAGUAGUUUAUGAUUUUGACAGGUGCAGUGUUCACUCUGCAGAUAACUGCUCAAAAAACAUAAAAACAGGGGCUCACGGCAGACUCCUGUACUGCCCGCACUUUUCCUGGUUGGCUCACCAGCAUCAGGACCUAUCACAUGGUAUUUUAGACGAUAAGCUCUGAUUGGCCAGUUGUUGGGUCAAAAAAGACCCGAAUGAAGAGGACUGAAGUGCAUUUAUAGCUGAAACGUUGAUUGUAUAGUGUGUUUGUAUAAACGUUGAUUGUAUAGCAAAUGUAUGUGACACAGGGAGGGGGUGUGUUGUGCGGUAUCAUCGCUGUCUUGUGAAAUCCUGAGAGUGUGAAAACAGGAAGGCUUUUACCAGACAGCGGUGACAUGAAGGUGUGUGUGUGUGUGUGUGUGUGUGUGUGUGUGUUUUCAGUGUGUUUCUGGAGACGUCGUCUACCUUUUCCCCUCAGUGACGGGGCUCAUUAAGGCUUCGUUUGUGAAGUCAGUGGCGUGUUGUUUCUUUUCACUUCUGCAUUUGUGUCUGAGACUUUUGCACAGUGUUUCUAUUAAAGUCCAAACGGGCCGAGGCGCACGGGCUGCUGAUUUAAAAGCACACACACUCGGGUCGUGGAUGGUGAUUUUGUUUUUUUUAAAUAAAAUGUUAAUUUCAUGUACAGCAAAGUGCUUGGAAACCAAAUGUUCUCUCAAAGUGUUUCUGCUGUGUUCAUUCAAUGCUGAUGGAGGAAAAACUAUUUAAUAUUUAAUCGCUUUCAAUCUACAGUUAUGAGUCGAUUGGUUUACUAAAUGAAAUCAAUAUAUUUAGUAAAUCAUUGGAGAUUUAUGUAGGCACUUUAAAAAAAAAAAAAUCAAUUUAAAAUAAAAUAAAAAGAAGAUUUUAGGUGCAAAUCUCUGAGAUGACCCGGAUGCCUUUGAGGAUCAUCUUCAUGUCCUUACUGGGUUCCUCGAAUGACUGACGCCUUCAGACCUUGAAUGUAUUUAAUGUUUUUGUUUUGUGCAGACAGAUCUGAACUAAUAUAUAUAAAAAUAUGUGUAUAUAAAUUGUAAUAUUUACAAAAUCAUUAUUUCUAUAUUGUGUUAUUGCACAGAACUAUAUGAUUAAUAAAUGUUGAAGUGUUUCUUUA